GCAUUUAUAUGUAAUAGCUACUUAGUUUCGCUAACUAGGUGGUGUGACCUGUCUUCACCAACCAUGAUUAAUGGUUGAUUUUGAAUCUCGUUAGGUGGUCCCCAGAUGGGACGGCUGACCAUUUUCUAUAUAACUUCAAUAGCUAGGAGGGGAGAAAUAUCAUUGAAUUAGCAUUGCUACAUUGGUGAGGACACAGAGAAAUGAGCCUUCUUCAGAUAGAAGAAACUUCAGGAUGGAAGAAGAUCAUGGGUUUUGUGGGGCCCGGUUUUCUAGUUUCGGUGGCUUAUCUUGACCCAGGAAACUUGGAGACCGAUUUACAAGCUGGAGCUGCACACAAAUACGAGCUGCUGUGGAUAGUGCUGCUGGGUUCGAGCUUCUCUCUGAUGAUUCAAUCGCGCGCUGCCAAUUUAGGGGUAGCAACAGGGAAGCAUCUUUCGGAGCAUUGCAAGGCCGAAUACCCAAAGCCCAUCAACUACUGUUUAUGGAUCCUAGCAGAAGUAGCCGUGAUUGCCGCCGACAUCCCCGAAGUGAUUGGGACGGCUUUUGCUCUUAACAUACUCUUCAAAAUACCCAUCUGGGGAGGGGUACUUCUGGCCGGAUUGAAUACACUUCUCCUCCUUGCAUUGCAGAGAUAUGGGAUAAGGAAGCUGGAGAUUGUGAUAGCUGUGCUGAUGUCAGUCAUGGGUGGCUGCUUCUUUGCUGAGAUGGCCCGGGCUAGGCCCGAUCCAGCCCAGAUCAUGGAGGGGAUGUUUGUACCUAGAUUGAAAGGCCACGAGGCCACCAGGGAUGCCAUUGCUCUUUUGGGUGCUCUGAUCAUGCCGCACAACCUCUUCCUUCACUCAGCAUUGGUUCUGUCAAGAAAAUUCCCACGCUCCUUCCAUGGAAUCAAUACUGCAUCUAGAUAUUUUUUGAUCGAAAGCGGGAUCGCAAUAUUCAUAGCAUUUCUCAUCAAUGUGGCUGUAAUUUCUGUUAGCGGCAGCAUCUGCUCCGACGUUAGUCUCUCAUCUUCGAACAAAGAGCGCUGCGAAAAUAUCACUCUUAAUUCUGCGGCUUUCUUGCUCAAGAAAAUCUUAGGAAAUUGGAGUUCGAAAGUCUAUGCGGUCUCAUUACUAGCAUCGGGCCAAAGUUCUACAGUUACAGGGACCUAUGCGGGCCAAUUUAUCAUGCAGGGUUUUUUGGAUCUAAAAAUGAAGUCAUGGUUGAGAAAUCUAAUAACACGGUGUAUAGCUAUUAUCCCAAGCUUAGUAGCCACUCUCAUUAGUGGUCCAUCUGGAGCUGGCCGGCUCAUUAUUAUCGCUUCGAUGAUCUUAUCAUUCGAACUCCCAUUUGCCUUGAUUCCUCUUCUCAAGUUCACAAGCAGCAAGAUCAAAAUGGGCCACCAUCAGAACUCAUUGCCAGUGAUGACAAUUUCAUGGGCCUUGGGCUUUUCUAUGAUUGGAGUGAACAUGUAUUUCCUAAAUACGAUGUUCGUGGGCUGGUUCGUGCACAAUCACUUGUGGAAGGCCGGUUCAAUUCUCGUCGUCAUCGUCGUUUUUCCAUGCAUGGUGCUUUAUGUAGGCAUGUUGGUCUACUUAAUGUUCCGAAAAGAGACCAAUGUAGCAUUGUCUACUCCUUUGGAAAUGGACAUGGUUAGCCCCAAUCAAGCCCAGUUGGAGAAGGGAGCCCAUGUCAAUGGCCCAAAGGUUCAAGAGCUUGAAGCUCAUAUUGUAAGAGAGGUGGACCAUCCAAAAAUAACGAUUCAAGGGUAGUGAUUUAGAUCUCUUUUAUUGGACAGGCUUAGGUGUUUUUAUCAAAAUAAUACCAGUCAUCACCUAUCUUUAUUUCAAUAGCUAAUAUUUUCUUCUAGUGUUGCUUCUGAAGGGCACUGAUUGAACGGGUAGGAUCAUCUGAUCUAUAUGUAUUUUGAACCAUUUUCCA
Messenger RNA from Magnolia sinica, 1917 nucleotides. RefSeq names its product metal transporter Nramp7.2-like. The transcript has 12 exons. Gene Ontology annotation, biological process: metal ion transport. NCBI's taxonomy places the organism in Eukaryota, Viridiplantae, Streptophyta, Magnoliopsida, Magnoliales, Magnoliaceae. Bases 201 to 1748 code for a protein of 515 amino acids. Gene Ontology annotation, molecular function: cadmium ion transmembrane transporter activity; manganese ion transmembrane transporter activity. Gene Ontology annotation, cellular component: membrane. The record is from RefSeq and is a predicted model, not a curated record.